AUUGAAAGUUUGUAUUUUGAAAUUUGAUUGAUAUUUUUUAACAUUUUAGUUCAAAAAAAUAAAACGUUAUUUAAAUUGUUGAGUGCAGAAAAUAAUUUUAUGGGCAGAUUAGCGUUGUUGAGAUACUCUGAGGAUCAAAACCUAACAUUUUUUAGGAAAAGUAUUUGCGACACUAUAAUUGAGUAUGAAUUAUCGCAAUCAUUGAACUCGAAUUUCCCUCUUACUAUAAACAAUGACAAAUAUAUAGAACUGGCCAAUUCAGUUGUAGAGCUUUUCAAAAGUGAAAAAAGAGAACUGUACCACGAACCCGCAUACUCGUCGCAGAGGACAGUUAAUGGAAAAAAAAUUAUUGAAAGAAAGAAUGCAACUGGUUUGUUCCACAAUUCUAAUGAGCGAUUAAGAGAUUUCUUGCGAAAAAGCAAUGUCGUAAAAGUGGUCAAUGUUCUGAGACAAGAUAAUACUAGUAUUCAAGAAUAGCCACUAGAACUUGAUUUAUCCGUAUUAGAGAAAACGAAGGAUGUUUUAGAGAUCGGAGAACAAAAAGAAAUCGAGACAGUUUGGAUAAAAAGUAAAUCGCACAG
This is a messenger RNA of Nasonia vitripennis (jewel wasp), 581 nucleotides long. RefSeq lists its product as uncharacterized. The record is from RefSeq and is a predicted model, not a curated record. Bases 100 to 477 code for a protein of 125 amino acids. The transcript has 3 exons. NCBI's taxonomy places the organism in Eukaryota, Metazoa, Arthropoda, Insecta, Hymenoptera, Pteromalidae.